AACUGCCCGGGAAGUGUUAGGGGUGAGCUCUGGCUCUAGGAGUAGGCGUCAGGGUGAUUGGUGGUGGAGCGAUUCAAUCCAAAGUAAGGUGGAAGCUAAGAAGGUGUGGCGUAUUUGAGGUACAUGGGCUGCAAUGUUGAGGAGGAAAGAGAGGCAUUACGGGUGGAGUACAAGAAGGCACGUAAAGAAGCUAAGUUAGAGGUUAGAAGGGCAAAGAAUGCCGUUUUUGAACGCCUCUACAAGGAUAUUGAGGAGAAAGGUAGUGUUAAUUCACUAUUCCGGCUUGCUAAGGUGCGUGAGAGGAAGGCGCAAGAUAUAGAUCACGUGAGAUGCGUGAAGGGCAGCAAUGGUAGAGUAUUAGUUGAGACUGCCAAGGUGGCUAAGCGCUGGGGGGAGUACUUUAGUGAACUCUUAAACGCGGGAGGAGACCAGAGGCUAGUUCUUGAUGAGUUGGGGCAAUCUGGGGCGUCUCGUGUGUAUUGCCGGUGCAUUUGCCAGGAAGAGGUGGUUUGGGCCCUCCGCGGGAUGCGUAGUGGGAGAGCUUUGGGACCAGAUGAGAUUCCGGUGGAGUUUUGGAAGCAUGCGGGUUGUGGUGCGAGGGUUUGGUUAACCGAACUUUUCAAUGUUAUCCUCCGGACAGCAAGGAUGCCUGAUGAAUGGAGGGAGAGUCUCUUGGUCCCUCUAUUUAAAGGCAAAGGUGACAUUCAGAGCUGCGAGAAUUACAGAGGCAUCAAACUGCUUAGCCACACCAUGAAGGUUUGGGAGCGAGUCAUUGAGUAUAGGGUGUGGAAAGGGGUUUGCAUCUCUGAGAACCAGUUUGGUUUCAUGCCUGGCAGAUUGACUACAGAGGCCAUUCAUCUCGUGAGGAGGUUAAUGGAAGAGUAUAGGGCUAGGAAGAAGGACCUUCAUAUGGUGUUUAUUGACCUUGAGAAGGCGUACGAUAGGGUGCCAAGGGAGGUCUUAUGGAGGUUCCUUGAGACGAGAGAAGUUCCCAUCGUGCACACUCGCGCUAUCAAGGAUAUGUACGAUGGGGCUAUGACCAGGGUGAGGACUUCUGGCGGCGACUUUGAGUCUUUCUCGGUAGGGAUGGGGUUGCACCAGGGGUCUGCCCUUAGCCCUUUUUUGUUCGCCUUGGUGAUGGACGUCCUAACCCAAGGUGUUCAAGAAGGAGUCCCAUGGUGCACGCUUUUCGCAGAUGAUAUUGUGCUUAUCGACGACACACAUGAGGGACUUAACGAUAAGUUGGAAUUAUGGCGCCUUGCCCAUGAGACUAAAGGAUUCAGAAUAAGUAGGAACAAGACUGAAUACAUGGAAUGUCGUUUCAGCGAGUGUUGGGCGGUUAAGAAGACUCAUGUGCGUCAUCUGCAUGCGGCGGAGAUGCGGAUGUUAAGAUGGAUGUGUGGGAAGACAAAGUUGGAUAGGAUUUCAAACGAAGUUAUCCGACGUCAGGUAGGCAUGGCGCCGGUGGAAGAUAAGUUAUGGGAAGCGAGGUUGAGAUGGUUUGGUCAUGUGAGACGGCAGGAUGCUGACGCCCCUGUUGAGCCAGGGGUCUCUUGGAAACAGCCUCCCUACUUCCGAGUAGGGACAAGAGAUUCCCAUCUGGUGCAUCUCAUUGCGAUCCCAAAGCGGAUAGUUUUACGGAGAUAUUUUAUGGUUGACCCGCUUCUUCGCCCCGAUGGGUUUGGGACUCCGGUCGGCAGACUUCCGAUCAUGAGCGUGGUGCCCCUCAAUGCGGGGCCCACCGUAGCUUUGUCUUCUAGACUCACUCUGUGUAAACCUUCGUGUUGUUCCAAGCGCAAAACAAGGCCCAUUCGUAACCCUAAGCCCUUUAUUGUUACUACACUGGAGAGCGUCCUUAUCACUAAUACAGGCUACAAUCUCCAAGAUGUUGACUUUGAUGAAACCUUUAGGUUAGUGGGGGAGGGGUAUGUCAUUCGCCCUCCUCAUCCCACAAAUCACGUCUUCUCCAUGAAUUGUCCCGACUCCAAGGUCGGAGUUCAUGUUGCAUCGAUGAGGUACAAUAAAAUGGCACUUAUGGUUCCCACCAAAGAUCACUUCCCUGCGCAGUAUUCGGUUUGUGGAGAACUAGAAGAUGCAGUGGCCAUAGUUAGGAGCAAAUUGAGUGUAGAGAAUAUGGACAACACACUUGAUUUGUUUUUUAGAAGUGUUGAAGAUUUAAAGAACACUCUAAACAAAAGGAUUGAUGCAUUCGAGGAUAAGAUUGAUGGUUUGUGUUGUGACGUGAAGGAUAUGUUCACGGUUGUAUGCAGGAAAAGGAAGGGGGCGGUAGACCAUGUGACGAGGGUUGAACGAGGGAAAAGGAAAGAGAUUGGAAAGGAAGAACAAGUGACGAAUGAUGUGGUUGAGCAACAGGCUUCCCAAAGAAGGAGUUGGCAGCAGAAAAUGCUAACAAAAGGAGGGCAUAUCUACGAGCGGUUGUUUCGAGGCUUGUGGGAUUCAAGUUCUCGAGUUGUAAAUGGUUUGUUAAGCACCCAGUUAGCAUGCCGAGACAUGGGAACAUGUGUUCGUUCUGCUUCCACCAUCCGAGCACGUCAAAAUCCACUUCGUCUUCAUCGUAAUCGCAUGGCACACCCUGGUACAUAGCAAGUUCGUUGUGCGAGCUUACUGUUGUACCACUUGAACUCGUCGAAGAAUGAGCACGCUUCCCUUUCUUUGCAAGAAGCCCACCGACUAUUCCGGCAAAACCUUUUUUUGAUUUCGGGGGCGGAGGUGGUGCUGUUUCUUCUUGUACAGUGCCGUAUAACCCUUGAUAUUCCUCAAACAAAUUCUCAAAAAAAGUUACAGCAUUAU
This is a messenger RNA of Cuscuta campestris, 2811 nucleotides long. Lineage: Eukaryota; Viridiplantae; Streptophyta; Magnoliopsida; Solanales; Convolvulaceae. The record is from the annotation of a GenBank genome assembly.